This is a messenger RNA of Hyaena hyaena (striped hyena), 2357 nucleotides long. It is a transcript of the gene CD226, whose product is annotated as CD226 molecule. The transcript has 7 exons. The coding region runs from base 429 to 1439 and encodes 336 amino acids. Gene Ontology annotation, cellular component: external side of plasma membrane. The record is from RefSeq and is a predicted model, not a curated record. NCBI's taxonomy places the organism in Eukaryota, Metazoa, Chordata, Mammalia, Carnivora, Hyaenidae. Gene Ontology annotation, biological process: positive regulation of natural killer cell cytokine production; cytokine production; positive regulation of immunoglobulin mediated immune response.
ACAUUGUUCUCAACCGUAGAGUUUUAGGGGGGGUGGGGAGGAGAAGGACAGAACGCGAUCUGAGUGUACAGUGGGCCUGAGUGGCUACAGUGAUAAAGAUGCUUCCAGAAGCAGAUGCACUUCUUCGCUGGGUUUAACCCUUCAAAUAGCACCGCUUUGUGAGAUAAUUAAUGCUUUACUUCAGCCGCCACCCCAAGGAGCUGUGGUGGAGAGAAGAGGCCAAGAGCUAGGGGCCCGGGGACAGAGCCCCCCUGUUCCCCCAGCGCCCACCACACGAGGACAGCAGCAGAGAGGCCGCCAGUGGAGAGUGGGGGCGAGGCAAGGAGGGCACGACAAACAGGAAGCCCCUAACCAGAGACGCAUCGGGAAAGGAGAGUUAGAGCGGGCAGAACUCACCUCAAGACCAGCCUCCCAAACAGUUUCCAGAGAUGGAUUAUCUUGCUUUCUUCUUGGCUAUUCUUCACAUACACAGAGCUCUAUGUGAAGAAAUGUUCUGGGACACGACUGUUAAACUGACUAAGAACAUGAGUCUAGAAUGUGUGUACUCAUCACUGGACACCAUAACCCAGAUGGAGUGGCUCAAGGUCAAUACUACGGACAGGGAGUCCAUAGCCAUAUUCAGCCCUACUUACGGUGUGAUUGUAAGAGCACCCUAUGCUGAUAGGGUUUACUUCUUAAACUCUACCAUGGCUCCUAAUGACAUGACAUUGACCUUUCAUAAUGCCUCUGAGGCUGAUGUGGGCUUCUAUUCGUGUUUUCUUCAUACUUUCCCAUAUGGACAUUGGGAAAAAGUGAUCCAGGUAGUUGCAUCAGAUGAUUUCGAGAUGGCUGUGCCAUCAAAUAGCCACGUGGUCUCAGAACCUGGACAAAAUAUCACGCUCACCUGUCAGCUUCCAACAAAGUGGCCAGUACAACAAAUUACCUGGGAAAAGAUCCAGCCCCAUCAGAUAGACCUCCUGACCAGCUGCAACUUGUCCCAGGGGAAGAGUUAUACCUCCAAGUACCAAAGAUGGAUAUUGAGCGACUGUCGUCUGGGGAUGAGAAGCACCUUCGUCAUCAUACCCCACGUCAUGGCCUCUGACUCAGGACUCUACCGCUGUUGUUUCAAGGCCAGAACAGGAGAAAAUGAAACCUCCGUGAUGAGGUUUACCGUAAGCGAUGGUAAAAUGGAAAACCAGUAUACCCUCUUUGUGGCUGGAGGAACCGUUUUAUUAUUGCUGUUUGUAACCCUAAUAACCACCGUCAUUGUCAUUUCUUACCGCAGGAGAAGGAAACAGAAAAGAGGACUAUUUAAAGAGCACAGAAAUAAGGAUGCACAGAAUAAGGCAACCAACAACUACAGAAAUCCCAUCUCUACUCAUCAGUCCUCGGAUAGUGCAAGAGAAGAUAUUUACGUCAACUACCCAGCCUUCUCUCAUAGACCAAAGACUAGAAUCUAAGCUUUUUCCUGGACUUGAGCAAAAUUUAUGAUGACUGUUAUGUACAUGGAUCUUAAUACAAUUUCUUCCCACUACACAGUGCCUAUCCUGGAUACCAGUUAGCUAAAUUUAUUUAAUUUGAUAGGAAAGAUACUUUCUUACCUAGAGAACAUUCUUAACAGAAAUGUUUCAGAAAACCUGACUCUAAUUAGCUUAGACAUGAAGGGAAACUUACUGAAUCAUGUAAUGGGACCAUCCCAGGGAGAUGAAGCUUCAGGCAAGGGUAAUUCACAGAGGUUUAAAUGUCAUGCUUAGAAUUAAGCUCAAGCAUAAACCCCUUUCUGGAUCCCCUUUUGUGGUGUUGGAUCCACUUUAUUGGUGUUAGCCUCUCAUUCAGGCAUUUCCCUUGUGUUUCCAAAAACUCUUGGCAAUUCAUAAUCCUUGUUUCUGCCUGGGAGAGAGUUUACUUCUCUGAUAGAGCAAAUAGACUUGGUUAUUUGUCAAGCAUUAAACAGGCAACAUGGCUGGUAAGGAUGGAUUGGUUUAAGUCAAUUAAGGGUUCACUUCUAGAACAAGGAGUGAGGCCAAAGCACAUUACUGGGAAUUCAGAGUAUCAUUAGAUGAGGGAGACAGGGCCUGGAAGCUGGGCUGGUUACCAACAGAUGUGAACAGCAGUGCCAUUCCGAGACAUCUCUUGUUAACCAACUAAAAAGAGAAUAUGUGGACGGGUAUGGGUCAGCUCUCCCUCUGCCUACUGGAAAAUCUGCUAUAUCAGCAGAGUUCAGAAGAGUACUUGGCAGCAGAACAAAGGAAUGGCCAAGAGGAAGAUAAAUGUGACACGGAAUCUCUCCCCUUUCUCUUAUCAAAUAAAGUAAUCUCUGAUCUACAUAGAAUUCUUGCCACUAUCCCUGGUCUAGCUUUAAGAACAAGUGUAGUAGA